UCCUCGUAAUAUUUGCAUCUUUCCAGUGUUGGCUCCAGCAGCACCUGGUCCCCUGCAGAGAGCGGUCUUUGUAUCCUCUCGCUGUGCUCCUUUCCAUCUUUCCUUGCAUGCAUCUUUCAAUUGUGGAAGACUUUCUGUGUCUCUUCCACUCACAUGGCUUCAAAUAGUCCAGGCCUUUUACCUAGGUUCACCAUAUUGGCUCCAAAGUUCUUUGUUCCUUUGCUCUUAUUCGCUUCAAAUUUAGGUACCUUUGCAUUCCUCUAUCAUAAGAAUCUACUUUCUGGACCAGACUGAAGGCCUCCCAAUUCAGUACUCUUGACUCCAACAAAGGCCAAGCAGAGUUUUCCCACCCUCAAAACAUUGCUCUUGUGUCCUUCCAACGUCCUGCUUUUCAAAUUAUCCUUCUUCCUCACUCUUCAUCUCCCAUCAGUCCUCUUCCUGAGCCCAAGAAAGUGCAGUGCUGCCCUGUUGCUUGCUCCAAAACAAAAGCAUUGUAACUCUCUUGUGUUUUACCCCUUUGAUAGCAUCAUUAACACCACUCUCACCUCCGGCCAAGGGAGCUACCAGACCACCAUGACUUUGUACCAAGACCCUCAGUACAGCCGGCCCUUCACCCAGAGCCCUAUCCUACUCACUGUCAAUCACAGGGCCUAUGUGGGCAUCAGCAUUUCGGGGGCAGACGCCACCCGCUUUGUACUGACCUUGUCGUCGUGCUGGGCCACACCGGACAAAGACGCCUCCUCCAGCAUUCGGUGGGAUAUCAUCACCAACCAGUGUCCAAACCCUCGAGAUGGCACUGUGGUAGUUGAAAAGGAUGCCGUGUCCCUCACUGGCCAUUUCUCCUUCAGUGUCUUUGCCUUCAUCCCAGAUUUGGAGGAGGUGUACCUGCACUGUCGUAUCCGCCUCUGCAGCUUCCUUACCGCCAGGUGUACCGUGAAUUGUGACAAGCCAGGCCCUGCGAUUGCUGGAAGGAAGCCUCCAUCGGGCAUUGUCUCAGCUGGCCCUUUCUUGAGAUAUGAUGAUUCUCUUGAUCAAGGCAAGACACUUUCCUCUUGGCACAAAGGCUCAGGCACCUGGGCCCUGUCUGGCAUUGCCUGUUCUCACAAACAACGCUAAAAGAAUCUUUCAGUCUCUCCCAUGACUGUGGG
Podarcis raffonei (Aeolian wall lizard) is the source of this 1148-nucleotide messenger RNA. RefSeq names its product pancreatic secretory granule membrane major glycoprotein GP2-like. The record is from RefSeq and is a predicted model, not a curated record. Gene Ontology annotation, cellular component: cell surface. Lineage: Eukaryota; Metazoa; Chordata; Lepidosauria; Squamata; Lacertidae. The transcript is spliced from 3 exons. The coding region runs from base 574 to 1116 and encodes 180 amino acids.